This is a messenger RNA of Contarinia nasturtii (swede midge), 480 nucleotides long. RefSeq names its product histone-lysine N-methyltransferase SETMAR-like. The coding region runs from base 1 to 480 and encodes 159 amino acids. The transcript has 2 exons. Gene Ontology annotation, molecular function: nucleic acid binding. The record is from RefSeq and is a predicted model, not a curated record. NCBI's taxonomy places the organism in Eukaryota, Metazoa, Arthropoda, Insecta, Diptera, Cecidomyiidae.
AUGGAUAAAAUCGAAUAUCGUGCGAUGAUUAAGUUUCUGACAAAAGAAGGUGUGGCACCAAAAGAUAUCGAUAAUCGCUUGCGUGCAGUUUAUGGUGAACGUGCUCCAUCGUAUGCCACAGUAAAACUAUGGGCAAAACAAUUCAAGUGGGGCAGAGAGUCUUUAGAAGACGAUCCACGUUCUGGUCGACCAAUUGAAGCAACUGCUCCAGAUAUGGUUUGCUCGCGAUGGAUUCCAAGAACUUUGAACAAGUCUCAAAAAGAAGAACGAGUUGCUGCUGCACAUCUCGAGUUGUUGGAAUGGAAUGAAGGGGAUACUUUUGAUCGUAUAGUGACUGGCGAUGAAACAUGGAUCUACUUCUAUGAUCCAGAGCUCAAAUCACAGACAAUGGAAUGGCACAAACGUGGUGAACCAGCAUCGAAAAUGCCUCGCAAACAAAUUGCCACAAACAAAGUAAUGGCCUCUGUGUUCUGGAAUUAA